Molecule: messenger RNA, 2463 nt
Organism: Wasmannia auropunctata (little fire ant)
Lineage: Eukaryota; Metazoa; Arthropoda; Insecta; Hymenoptera; Formicidae
Exons: 2
Coding region: 796-2022 (408 amino acids)
Source: RefSeq, a predicted model, not a curated record
AUCGGACUUCACGUCGAUGGCGAUCGGUGAUGUGAGUCAUGUGAGUGUGUCGAAGUUUUCGCGAAGCACAUGCGAAGUACGUUGUUGAGAGCGAAAGUUGAUAGAGACAGCACGAUAAUUUCACGAUGAGUUUCCGUUUAAUGAGUUUUUUCUAAAAAUUGCGAUCAAAAUUGAAUGAAUGUUAAAUAAAGUCAAAAAGAGAUAGGUUAAGAAAGCCCUUCUUUUGUAUAAACAAUCAUAUAUAUAUUUUAUAUCAACAGAAAAAACAAUGCAAAAUUUUCUACAUUUCAAUAUUUUAUAAUACUGUUCCAUUCAACAUUUUACGAAUUAAUUUUAAUUCCGUUACCUUGACAAUUUUGUUGUAAAUUCACAGUAUAGCCUUGAUCAUUGCAAUUAUAUUCGUUGUUUGUAUUUCAUUUACAUUUGAAUUAUUUGGAUUAUUGUAAUAUGAUGGUAUCCUGCACAAUUUAACGAUCCAAUUUUAUAAUAUAAUGUUAAUUAUAAUAUUAAGCUCUAAAUCGUAAACUCUAAACAUAUUGCAAAAACGCUGAAUAACAUAGAAAAAUUAAGAAAAAUCGAAUGUUGCUAAUAUGCAUUGGUGAAAAUUUUAGAACGGAUACAAGUGAAUUUGCAUUCACAAAUGCUAUUUUUGAUACAUUACUGCAAGUAGAUCAAGACAAUUACACGGGAAGGAACACUGAUUUAUAAACAUUACACAACGAUUCGACAGCUGUUUUGUAUCCAGAGUACUUUCAUGUCGGUCGAAAAACGUGCAACUGCAUCAAAGUUCCAGAUAUGUUUGCAUCUGAAAAACUCACGUUAACGUCUAAGAAACCUCAAGAGCAAUGCUCGAAAGUCGCGCCUAGGAAACCUGUAAAGGGUUGCUAUUGUCAUUCCGAGGCGAGCAAGACGCACGCAAGAUCGUUGCGUCGCAAACCCGCGUCGCCCUGCCGUCAUUGUCGAAGCGAGCUCGAGCUCAGACCCGUCGAAAAGGUUGACGACAAAACGGCGCCAGCCGCGCCGAUCAGCUGCGAGACGCUCAGAAGAGUUUGGAAAAUCGACUACGCGCCCAGAUCUCAAUUCCUUCGGAAUGUGCAGAGCAAGCUCUGUGAGUUACGGACCGCGGAUCGGGGAAGCUGUCCGCGAACGUGUCCGCGAUCGUCCGAUUAUCACCAAAUUAUGACAAGCGCGAGGAUGCAGGAUACCAUUGCCGAUGGGAGAACGGUAUUGCAAGCGGAUAAAUGCAAGUGCAUUGACGAGAGGCGAAGAUCUCCGAAGGCGUCCACGAAUUCACUAGGAGCGAGCGAACAAAGCCGGUCCGACGACGUCGUCUGCGCUUCGAGCAAAAGAGCUCAAGUGUCUCCGCGAAAGUUGUCAAAGUCAACAUUACGAAAGACUAUCAGAUCCAGGAGGCCGAUAUCGGAGUCCAGCGAAAGAUCCGCGUCGAAAUCGCCAACGCGAAGAACGACGCGGUUGCGCAACCAAGAUUGUCCUUGUUGCUAUAGAAGCGAGCUCGAGAGGAAGACCGCGAAGCUCGGCGGUGAUAAGCGUGCGGAGAGACGCGAUUUACCGAGGUAUUGCGAGCGAAGGGAACAAUGCUCGCGGCACGUCGAUGGCCCCGAGGAUUCCGUGGAUCAGGAAGUGGAGGACCUGAAGAAGUUCCGAGAGCAAAAUUAUUUCGAGACGCACGGCUCGAGCCACACCUUGACAUCGUCCGGAUCGUCGGGAUCGUUGCAGCAAUAUCUGCUGAACGAGCGAUUGUUUCCGGAGCCGGUGAGCAGAAUUCACAGGCAGGAUCUGGUGGUGACGAUGCCGCCGUGCGCGACGACGCAGAGGAAGCGCGUCCAUUACUUUCCCAGAUACGUGGUGCGGCAAGAGAGGAGUGCCGGCUGCAAUACCAAUUACAGACGUAAACGAUGCCAGAGCUGUCCUCUCACCGGGCACGCUGUUGAUCUCGGUGUCCUGAAGGCUAGACCGCCGUUAAAUAGCCUGGCACUCAAGUAUCAGAAAAGAGCUGCUUGACGAGGUCGAAGUAAUAUAUGAUGUUCUCAAACCUUGAUUUUCAUUAUUGAUUUGGGCUCUCAAAGAUUUGGUAACAAAAAUUUCAAAACUGAUCGUGUCUCAACUUUUGUAUGUAUAUACCUCUUUUACGCUGUACGUAAAUACACUUUGUAUGUUAAAUAUUUAAAAAAUAUUUUAUAUCGUUAUUUUAUUUGUAAUAAAGUAGUGUAUAAUAAUACCAAAUUACCAAAAUUUACCAUAACCACCAAAAUCACCAUAAUAUCAAAUUCAUUUUUGGCUUUUCGACAAAUCCAUUCUAUUUGCCUCUAAUUAUAUUAGGAAUCCCUAAGCCGCAUGUCCAAUUAUUUUCUUAUUAUUUUAUUUAAAAUUAACAAUAUCUCAUAAUACCUAAUUCACAUAUAUGACAUUAAAGACAUUUACAAUUAAAAUUUUAUUUUCACA